This is a messenger RNA of Poecilia reticulata (guppy), 3416 nucleotides long. RefSeq names its product acyl-CoA synthetase long chain family member 2 (gene acsl2). Gene Ontology annotation, cellular component: endoplasmic reticulum; membrane. The record is from RefSeq and is a predicted model, not a curated record. Gene Ontology annotation, molecular function: long-chain fatty acid-CoA ligase activity. Gene Ontology annotation, biological process: long-chain fatty acid metabolic process. NCBI's taxonomy places the organism in Eukaryota, Metazoa, Chordata, Actinopteri, Cyprinodontiformes, Poeciliidae.
ACUUGACACGUGAACAAAUUCUGAUGGAUCUCCUGCAGGAAAGCUAAAACUCGCGGUGCAAUCGAAGUUCCUUUCCCAGGCCUGCCUCGUACUCAGCCAUGCAGCUCCAGGAGUGGUUGCGUUCGCUUUGCUCCCACGCAGGACUCAAAGGCUCCGAAGCGGAGGAGCUGUGGAGUCUCCUGCCGUCCCUGUCGACCUCCUCUCUGCUGGGGCUGGGGGCCCUGGCGUCCCUCACCGUGUACUGGCUGAUGACCCGGCCCCGGCCCGUUCGUCCUCCCUGUGAUCUGCAAGCCCAGUCUGUAGCUGUCGGCGGAGACCCCAGCUGCAGGAGAUCUGCUCUCCUUAAAGAUGACAAUCUGCUGGAGUUUUACUACGAUGACAUCAGGACGGUGUAUGAGAUGUUCCAGAGAGGUCUGAGGAUAUCAGGAGACGGUCCGUGUCUCGGCCACAGGAAGCCGGGCCAGCCCUACGAGUGGAUCUCCUACUCCGAGGUGGCUCAGCAGGCUCAGUGGAUGGGGAGUGGGAUGAUUGCCAAAGGUUGCCAGCAGUUUGUUGGGGUUUACUCUCCAAACAGGCCAGAGUGGGUCAUCUCAGAGAUGGCCUGCUACACCUACUCCAUGGCUCUGGUUCCGCUGUACGACACGCUGGGGACGGAGGCCAUGGUCCACAUCCUCAACCUUGCUGAGAUGUCCCUGGUUGUCUGUGACCGAGAGGAGAGGGCAGCGUUGUUGCUGGAGUGCAAAGAGAAAGGCACAACUCCCAAAGUCUCCUGUCUUGUUCUGUUCAACGACUUCAGCCAAGCCUUUUGGGAGAGGGCGAAGAAGUGCGAGGUGGACGUCCUGAACCGGGAGCAGCUCAUGGAGCUGGGAAAGCAGAACCUCAAAGAUCCUGUGCUGCCCCAGCCUCAGGAUCUGGCCGUGGUUUGCUUCACCAGUGGAACCACAGGGAAGCCCAAGGGAGCCAUGAUCACCCACGGGAACAUCGCCUCCAAUACUUCCUCUGUCAUUAAGAUCCUGGAGGGUUCGUUUGUGAUCCGUCAAGAGGAUGUGUCGAUCUCUUACCUGCCUCUUGCCCACAUGUUCGAGAGGAUGAUCCAGCUCACAAUGUACUGCUACGGAGCCCGAGUGGGGUUCUUCCAGGGUGACGUUUCUCUUCUCAUGGACGACAUUAAGACUCUCAAACCGACCCUCUUCCCCGUUGUGCCCCGCAUUCUUAAUCGCAUCUACGACAAGAUCCUGGGUUCGGUGACCUCUCCGUUUCAGCGGGCUCUGCUCCACUACGCUGUCAGGAGAAAGCAGGCCGAGCUCUGUAGAGGGAUUGUGCGCAACGACAGUCUGUGGGAUAAACUGGUGUUCAAGAAAAUUCAGGCCAGUUUAGGAGGUAAUCUCCGGUUUGCCUUGACUGCCUCAGCACCCAUCUCCUGCACGGUGUUGUCCUUCCUCAGAGCCACUAUGGGCUGCAUGAUAUGUGAGGGUUACGGACAGACAGAGUGCACUGGAGGCUGCACUUUCUCUUUAAUAGGAGACUCCAGCACAGGUCAUGUUGGAGCGCCUUUGCCAUGCGCUAUGGUGAAGGUGGUGGACAUCCCUGAUAUGAACUACUUUGCUAAGAAUGGAGAAGGAGAGAUCUGCAUCCGCGGCCCCAGUGUGUUCAAGGGUUAUCUGAAGGACCCGGAGAGGACAGCGGAGGCCUUGGACAGCGACGGCUGGCUCCACACUGGGGAUGUGGGCCAGUGGCUUCCAAACGGCACGCUGCGCAUCAUCGACAGAAAGAAGCACAUCUUCAAGCUGUGCCAGGGAGAGUACGUCGCUCCAGAGAAGAUAGAGAACGUCUACAUGCGUUCUGUUCCCGUCCUCCAGGUGUUUGUGCAUGGAGACAGUUUGCAGUCCUAUGUCGUAGGUAUAGUUGUUCCUGACAGAGAAGUGUUUGUUGAAUGGGCUAAGGAGCGGGCCUUUGUGGGGUCCUACCAGGAACUGUGUCAAAAUCCAGAUGUAAAGAACGCAGUAUUAGAAGACAUGAGGGCUGUGGGGAAAGAAGCAGGGCUCAAGUCCUUUGAACAGGUGAAGGAUCUUUAUUUACAUCCGGAGAUGUUUAGCAUCGCCAACGGACUUCUCACGCCCACCCUAAAGAGCAGGCGCGCCGACAUCCGCAGGGUGUUUCAAGAACAGCUAGCGAACAUGUACAAGACUCCGAUUUAACUGUGUCUACAAAAGGAAAUACUGUCCAUGGUACCUGAAGAUAAUUAGUGGUGAUAUUUUGUUUUUCAAACACUUUUAACUCCACUUGAUAUUUGAUUGAAUUUCACUCGGAUGUUUUGUGGUAACUGGAUUUUUUGGUCAGUGCGUCCAAGCAUUCACAAUCUCACCGUUCACUCUAAUGCCUUCCUAUUAGUCACCGGUAAUAGGAACUGCUAUUAGUUGUAGAAAGCAGAAUAACAAAUAUGAUUAUGAAGUCACCUUCAGAGGCAGUUUCACAUUUUCAUCAUGCUGCACUUCUUUCUAGGAGAUUUAAGGGUCUGUGUGUACAAGGGACAUUUUGCUCAUGAAAGCUAGAUUGCUUGUAGAUUUGUGUUGUACAGUUGUUGGCGACUUGUAUAAGCAUACUUUGUAAAAGUGUUUAAACCCCUUGAACUUUUCAUGUCUUGUCAUCUUACAGCCAUGGAUUGUUAUGUAUUUCACUGGGAUCUUAGUAAAGCAACGAAAUGCAGGAGGCCUACAAAACGUCCAUGUAAAAUUCCUGCUUUUCCACGGUCGGUAUUCAAUUUUUUUGAAUAGUACCAAAUAGUUGAGUUUUACGUUUUCACCCUAAAUAUCAUGAAGCAACACUUUUGGCAUUGUGGUAAAGAGCUACUUUUGCCAGCUAGACAAACUUUGAUCAGUCAAAAUUGAUACUUAUAAAAUGUGAACUAGAUUAUGUCAGAUUUAAUGGACAUAACUUUUAGUCCCUCGUAUCAGUUCUUUGGCAUCUUAACCAAACCCACAUCUUAACAACUUUUGAGUUCAUUUUAAAACUCUGAAGUAGAUCUAGAAGCUUAAUGAAGAGCUGAAAUAUUUUUUUUAUUGUUGAAUGAGUACCGUACAUUUAUCUGCAACACAUGAGCUUUUAUGGUUUCUUUUAGCAAUAAUUUUAAUUAUGCCAUCCACCAUUGCACUGGAUUAUGUCAUACGUUAAAUAUAUAUAUAUAUAUAUAAACACCAUGCAGUUUUAUGUUUUAAAUAAUGGCAAAAACUAAAAGCCCAAUAAAAUGCGUUGAUAUUUGUGGUUGUAACUGUGAGAGGUUUUAGGGGUGUGAAUGCUUUGAGGGUUUUCACAGCUCAGUGGUAAGACCUGUACAGAGGAUAUCUUAAGUUAAGCUCGUCAGAAUAAAAGAUCAUUUCAAUCUGCAGUGAUAAAUAAAAUAUGAACUGGUAAACCUG